AUAUAUAUAUAUAUUAUAUAUAUAUAUAUAUAUAUAUAUAUAUAUAUAUAUAAAUAUAUAAACGAUGUCUGGUCUAAUGGCUUUUCUUGAAGAAAAUAUUCGUUACGAGUUAUUAAUUUUAAUAUGGGUUUUGUACUUUUGGGAUCUUUAUCUGAAUUUGCGUCAGAGAAAGUUGUUGCAAAGAUUGGUUGAUAUACCAGAUAAUGUAAAAAAUAUUAUGACCAAAGAUGUUUACGACAAAGCACGUCUUUAUGCUUUGGAUAAAAAUAGUUACAGUUUAGUUCAAAACGUAUAUACCCAAUGUUUUAAUACGAUACUUUUAUUGUUUUUUGUCUUUUAUUAUUAUUGGGAAUGGAGCAUUCAGUUAUCAAAAUAUUUUGGUUUAAAUUACGAAAAUGAAAUUAUUGUCAGCGCUGUAUGCAUAUUCAUUAAGGUUAUCAUUUCUGAUAUUAUUGAUUUACCUUUGAAUAUAUAUGAUACAUUUGUAUUGGAAGAAAAACAUGGGUUUAACAAACAGAAACCAUUAUUCUUUAUAAAAGAUCAAUUUUUAAAAUUGAUUGUAUUAGAAGUAAUUGUGGUACCUCUAAUGUCUGGAGUGAUAUGGAUUGUAAAGAAUGGCGGUGAUUACUUCUUCUUUUAUCUUUGGGCAUUUUCUGUUCUUGUAACAUUAUUUAUGAUGAUUAUAUAUCCAGAAGUAAUAGCACCUCUUUUCGAUAAGUAUACUCCAUUACCAGAAGGAGAUUUAAAGCAAAAGAUUGAAGCGCUUGCUGCUUCUUUAAAUUUCCCUUUGUAUAAGUUAUAUCUAGUUGAGGGAUCUAAAAGAUCUUCGCAUAGUAAUGCUUAUAUGUAUGGUUUUUAUAAACAUAAAAGAAUUGUGUUAUUUGAUACUCUUGUGAAAGAAUACUACAAACCAGAUAAGGAUGAUGCUAAAAAAGACAUUGGUUGUGAGACAGAUGAGGUAUUGGGUGUACUUGCUCAUGAGUUGGCUCACUGGAAGUUUAAUCAUACUUUAAAAGGUUUCUUAUUAUCACAGAUCAAUUUCAUUAUAACUUUUGUAGUAUUUGCCAAACUAAUGAAUUAUAAAGCAAUGUAUGUUGGAUUUGGUUUUGAGGAUUCACAACCAAUCCUUAUUGGAUUUAUCAUUGUGACCAAAUAUAUCUUAUUCCCACUCAAUACGAUAAUGCAAUUUAUAUCAGUGGUUAUUAUGAGAAGAUUUGAAUUUCAAGCAGAUAAACUUGCUGUAAAAUUGGGAUAUAGUGAAUCAUUGAAGAAAGCAUUGAUUAAAUUGCAGAAAGAUAAUCUACAAUAUCCUUUAUAUGAUAAAUUGUAUUCUGCUUGGAACCAUAGUCAUCCACCUAUUCUUCAGCGGCUUAGUGCUAUAGAUAAGAAGGAUUGAUAUUGUAUUAAUAACAAAGUUUAAUGCAUGAAAAAUAAAAAUGAAUGUCAUACAUCCAGUAAUCAUAAAAAACGUGAUUAAUAAUAUAUAUACUAUAUGUGAUUAAUAUUAUACUAUAUGUGAUUAUAAAGGUUACUACAAAUGCUUCCUUUUGAUUAAAAAGUAAAUGGAAAGUAUUGUAUAUGUAGUCGAACUAUUUUCUGUUAAAGACAAUUUUUCAAAAUAUCAUUAUACUCAUAUAAAGCCUACAAAUUAAGAAGUCGCAUUGUAUAACAUCUUCAACGAAUUAUUAUGACUAAUUGAAGAUGUAUAUCUAUUUUGUAUAUUUUAUAUUUGAUUCAAAAUUUUCUCAUACAGCUUAUACAUUAAGUACAUUUUGUAAGUUUAUCAUAUAAGUAUUGUAAUCAUAUAGUUUUGUUUCUACAAAAUUUGUGUAUACAUAAGUGUAUUUUUCUAGAUAGGUACUUACGUUUUUCAUGUAUUUCGUCAUUUUUUAAAAUUUAUAUACUUAAUAAUAUGAAUGAAAAUCUUAUACUUAAAUGUGAAAUAUAAUCAUACUUAAAAUAAUAAAUGUAUCUUAAU
This is a messenger RNA of Vespula pensylvanica (western yellowjacket), 1978 nucleotides long. Its product is annotated as CAAX prenyl protease 1 homolog. Bases 65 to 1396 code for a protein of 443 amino acids. Gene Ontology annotation, biological process: CAAX-box protein processing. Gene Ontology annotation, molecular function: metalloendopeptidase activity. NCBI's taxonomy places the organism in Eukaryota, Metazoa, Arthropoda, Insecta, Hymenoptera, Vespidae. The record is from RefSeq and is a predicted model, not a curated record. Gene Ontology annotation, cellular component: endoplasmic reticulum membrane. The transcript has 6 exons.